AAAGAUCUUGGCGCUGCCUAUUCCCACGUGGUGGCGACAGAAGCUUGUUCAGGGCAUGAACUGAUGGCCAGUUCAUUCUUCUUCAGGAUUUUCUGGUAAAGAGGAGAAUUAAUGGUUCAAUCAAUUACUGCAAGUCAUCUAAAUCCUGAAGCACCAAAGCAACUCAAACCACCACUCUACCACCACCAUGUUUGACUCAAUGUGGACAGUAAAGGUGGUCAGCCUGGGAGUGGUGGCCCUCUCCCUCAGUCUGGAGCUGCUCUUUUGGCUCUUCAGUCGUCGCCGAUCUGAACGAAUCACCAAUAAGGUCCUCUUCUUCCCCUCAGAGGUGGCUUGUGUGGAGCACAUCUUCUCUCCCACGUUACCUCACUCCCAUGUCUGCUCAUUGCCUCAUGGUGUAGACACCUCUUUCUCUCGUCUUCUCCGCUACAUCCUGUCUGCUUGCUCUUCUCUGGACUUGUGUCUUUUUUCUUUUUCCAACAUGGAUCUGAGUAGGGCUGUACUACUGCUGCAUAGCAGGGGCGUAACCAUCCGAGUCCUCACUGACAAGGUCUACUCGGCCAUCAGUGGCUCCCAGAUCGGCGUCCUCCGCAAAGCCGGGAUCUGCGUGCGGUGCGAUGUGAGCGCCGUCCACAUGCAUCACAAGUUUGCAGUGGUGGAUGGCCGCACGCUCAUCACCGGCUCCCUCAACUGGACGCUGACAGCAGUGCAGAGCAACAUGGAGAACAUCAUCAUCACCGAGGAGCCCGACCUGGUUCAGCCUUUCGUCAAGGAGUUCUGCAGGCUAUGGGGGCUCAAUGAUUCGGCCCAGUACCUCAGUUCAUUGACUGAUUAGCUAUGAUGAAUACUGAGUGAGGAUUCAAAAAAAAAAGUGGCCUUUUCUUUUUUUUCCAGAGGCUAUGUUUAGGUUUCGAGAGACUUCAUUCAUGUUAAUGUAACAGCAUUACUGUGUGUAGAUAACAGAAGUAUUAAAAGUUAGAUUUUUUUAUGCUUAUGACUCAUAACACUGUUAUGUGAUUUAGCUGGCUAAGUGUGAAGUUAAAGGUUUUGUGGUUUUAGAUGAAAACAAAGCCUUUGAGGUGCUAACUGCUUGACUGGCCUGCUGUUGUUCCACUGCUUUUCACAACCCUGCAACAUUAACGCAUUUAGGUUCUACAAUGUUUUUUCUUUGUGUGUAUUCCUCUGUUUUAGGAUCUGAAUACUUGUUUUUCGUUUGUUAUUCUACUUUAUAUAUUCAGUGUUGUUUUUAUAGGUUUUGUCACAGGUUGACAAAAGUUAUUAAUAAAAUUAGCUUUUUUAGGAUCUUAGAUUAUCAAGCUGACGUCGUUUCUCAUUUAAACAAUAAUAUUAAUAGGUGGUUCAUUCCAUGGAAGUAAAGAGAAAAUCUAUAAUAUAGAUUGUGUUUAAUGUCCUUUGUCAAAUCUACAUACAGUUCUUUGUUUAUAGCGUAAAUAAGAGUUGUUUAUUAUAGUUUGUUAUUGCAGGCAAACGCCAAUAAAACCUGAAUAAAAGUCUUUGUUUGUUGUAAAAAUGA
Messenger RNA from Maylandia zebra (zebra mbuna), 1534 nucleotides. RefSeq names its product phospholipase D family, member 6 (gene pld6). The record is from RefSeq and is a predicted model, not a curated record. Gene Ontology annotation, cellular component: mitochondrion. Gene Ontology annotation, biological process: piRNA processing. Gene Ontology annotation, molecular function: RNA endonuclease activity producing 5'-phosphomonoesters, hydrolytic mechanism. Lineage: Eukaryota; Metazoa; Chordata; Actinopteri; Cichliformes; Cichlidae.